AGUUAUUCGUUAGUACCCCAACUACAUUUUUUUCUGUUUGAUUGCCAAGAAUACAAUAAAUACUUAUAACUGGUUUGUCUACAAAAAAUUUAUCACAGUUUUACUAAACUAUAGUGUUUGUAUUUCCAACAGUCUUAACAUAAACACAGAACCGACAACCUAUAGAUACGAUUCUGAAGUUACAGUUUAAACAAAAUUAACUAGGUAAGUACUAUAUAUAUUAUAUAUACAUAUAUAAAAUACUUAAUGUAUCAAAUAUUGGUUAAUAUGUUUUAAAUUUUUGAAUAAAUGUACCUAGAUAACGUCAAAUUGUCAUAAACUAAUAAACUAAUAUAUUGGACUUAAGUCAGUAUAUUAUAAUUAAGUAUAUAAUAUUGUUAAUUUUAUGGAUACAGACAUUUAAGUUAAGAUUUAGGUACUAGUUAUUUGCAAUACCUAACCUUUAUAAUCGUAAAAAUACUAAGUAUAAGUGAUAAAAAAGUUUCAUCAAAAAUAACUCUCCAGAAUUAAUAAAGUAUAUAAUUUGAUAUAAUUUUAUUGAUUUUCGAUGACCAUAGGUUCAAAUUUUAAUUUUAAUUUAAACUUAAAACAUAACGAUGAGUUAAGUCUAAGUAAUAUAAUAUUGUAAUAAGUCAUAAAACUCGAUGAAAUAAAAAUUAAUAUUUUCAGAUAGCCUAAACCUCACAACAUACUAAGACAGCUAUACAUACAAUAAAUUCUAAGGAUUAACUAUACAAAUCUAACUCAUUCUUAAAUGAAAACUGAAGUAUUACAAAAAUGUACCAGCUACGAAGUUUCAAUGAACAUUUUGUUUUUAAAUAAUACAUUUUUAAAAUAUCUAACACACUUUGUACCGUGUACUCGAAGGUACCUAAUCUAACCUAACUAAAUCAUAAUUACGAAUACAAAAAAAAAUGUUAACUUUACUGUAUACCUAUACAACUUAUCUAUUGCAUGUGGUAUUAAAUUUCUAAAUCCUAAAAUCAAAAUAUUAAUUAUUAGCUGAAUAUAUUUCGUACAAAUAGUAUAAAUAAUGAUAAUGAUUAAAUAAUGUUAUCAGGUCAUGUAAGCUCUUAUUAAAGAUUACAGAAUCAUAGAAGACGCUAAAAUGUCUUAUUAAUUGAAACAAUUUUUAAAAAUUCCUUACCUCAUAAAUUGUAUAUGAUUAAUAAUUAUUGAUUGGUACAAUCUGUAUCAGGAUACAAUUUUUAUACUUCAUUUUUUUUUCUUGAAAAAAUUUGUUUUAUUUCACAUCAGCUAUAAUACUCUGAAAUCUUAAUACUUCUAAGAAAAAAAAAUAUUUACUUAUUUCGUUUUACAAUAAAUAAAAUGUACUGUAUUUCAUUGAUAUAAAUUUGACGUUUUCAUAGAUAUGUUGUCAUGUUGAGUUUGGGGUAUUAUAACUGAGCAAUUGACAGAAGGAUUUACUUCAUAUUCGUUUGGCUUUAUGCGUUAAGCCCAAGGCCGUAUAUGUAGGUCCAUGCGAUGCGGAACCCCUUAGGUGAAAAUGGGGUUGAAAACCAAAAUUAUUUCAAUCAUUAUAAAGAUAUAAUAAGAUAAUCAUUUUUUUCUUACACCAUUAGAAAAAUGUUAAGACGCAUAUUAAGUUAUGACAUAAGUAUUACAAUCAAUAACAUACGACGGUCGUCAUAAAAUAAUUAUAUUAUAUAGGUACGUCUAUAACACAAUAAAAGUGAAAUAUAUAAACUAAAAUUAAAACACAUUUUGGACCUACUAAAAAUAUGCUAGACACGAUCUCGGUUAAACCCGAUUAUAGUAUUAUUUUCAAUUACCAAAUAAAGAACACACAGUUUUUGUAAAAUUUAAAAUAUUUGUUGACAACACAAACUCAAUAAAAUAUUGCUAAAAUAUUACCAAACCUUACGAAGAUCAAUUUUGUAUUAAGUAUUAUAAAGAUAUUUGAUAACCACGUAUUUUUAAGUACAUACCUUCAGAAUGUAUGCGUAGUACGUACAUAUAAAACACAAAAAAAUCUUUUUAAAAAAAUGUUAAAUGUUUCAAACCAUAAUAAUAUAAUAAUCGACAAACGAAAAUUAAAAUCGAUAAAACCGAUAUUCAGUUGGAGAAAAAAUUAAAUUUUAGUAAGAAAAAUAAAAUUAUAACUUCUCGGGUUAUGAAUAAUACAAAACAUAAAAAGUAAUAAUACAAACUUAUAUGCCGAUUUCAAUACAGCAAACAUUUAAAGACUUCAAAUACAAAAUAAUAUAAAUAGGUAUACGGAUGAGUAGCUGUAAAAUGAUCAUUUUUCAAUUUUUGACGUUGCGUUUUAUUUUUAAAAUAUUAAGUCUAAACUUAAAUGUACAUUUCACUUGAUGUUAAGUUCGUUCAGUACUUAUACUAAUAUAAGUAUGUGUACUGUGUAUAUAUAUUCUAGAGUACAAUGCUUUGUCUUGUGAAACCCCUUUACUUUACUUUCCUCGGUCGUUCUACAGCUUCACAUAUAAAUUUUCCUUGAAAUAUUUAGUGUCCAUAAAAUGUUUAUGGUUGUAAAUGCAUAUAAUGUAUUACAAAAUAUUAAAAUAUUAGAUAAUUAUCACUAUAUAAAAUAUAAAUAAUUAAAAAUAUAUGCUCCCAACAGAUCUGCACAAUAUACUCAACAGUCACUUCACACUAUACACUUAUAAUGGAAUUCAAAAUUUAAAAUGCAACGAUUUGUGCUAAAAACUUUUCUUGACAUUAAAACGUAUUGUCAGCAAAACUGUUUUUUACGAGCUAUAAAAGUACUCAAUACGUUUGCUGAAGUGAAACAAUUUUGGGUUGCUUAUGACCAACAUUAUUUUCGCAUAACAUGUUCAUGUGAAAAUAGUAUUUGAGCUUAUACAUUUUGCUUUUUCCUCAUUUAUUCUAUGUAGGUAUUACUUAUUAUACAUACCGACUAACGUAUCAAAAAAAUAUGUGUAGGUAUCUAAUAUUAUCAACUCCUUGUCUCUCAUACUGUCUAACACAAAACGCAUGUUCUAUAUUUUUACCUAUAAAAUAUAGUAAUAUAGUACCCAGAGAACUAUAAAAUGGAAAUAUAUACAAUAUCUAAUAUGUAUUUAUUAUAUACUAGAUUACUAGAAUAUACUAGAAACCCGGUAUUACUGUAAUAAUUCGUUCGAAAUCUGUUUGGUGGUUAUAAUAUAAUAAUUAACAUUAAAAUUGACAUUUAAUUGCGUUUGACAUAUUUUUUAAAGCGUAAUAAAAUAAAUAAUAAACUACUUUUAUGCACAAAAUUUCCACCUGCUCUCAUGGACGACUUGAGACGGCCCGAAUUUCCCCGAAACGCUUCCCUGCAGUGGCAGGUGUGAACGGACGACAAGAAAUAAAUCAAUCGAUAGUCUUAUUAGUAAACCGUCAAAUUCUCUUUUAAUGAUGAUCAUUAGCUAUUAGUUGCUCAGCAGAUACGAUCCGCGGUCGGUCAUCGUGUAAAUAUAAUAACAUGUCGCUGUUCAAAAUGUCUUUGGCAUUACUGAUAGUGACGUUGUUCAUCUUCAAGAGUUCACAAUCAUUCAUGUUCGAUCAAUGUGGUCCUCGUCACACGAACCUAACCCAAGAAUGUGUGGGGAAAUUUAUAAUAGAGACUCUGGUUAAAGUCACAGAAGAUCCAGAGAAUUUCAUCACAUCAAACCAAUUGAAUAACGAAAGUGGAACGACCAUGCGAUUUAUCAAGCUGAAAUUCGAUAACGAUACAAUGGGUAUAGAUCAACGCUACGAAAUCGACGAAAGUAGAUCGUGGGAAUCAGGAAACUUUUGGGAUCAAUUGGUAUACGCCUUCAAAAGACUGACCAAUUACAGUAACGAUCACGGAAUUCUAUUGUCCCUCCCGCAAUGGUCAAAAACAUUUCCACCUGUCACAGUCGUUGACGAGAACGACAUUUUCCAAGUGGUUAAUGAAAUGGUUUACCUAAUUACAGGUCGAAGCAAGCAUCCACACAAGAAGUACGCACUGCUAUUUCCACUGCUGGCCACGUUCAAGUUCCUGGUAAUCAAAGCACUGCUGGUGCCCAUACUGAUGGCUGUCAUGAUCAUCAAGAAGAUGAUGGUGCUCGGCGUCAUGGCACUGCCUACCCUGCUGACUAUGUUACGGUUCUGUCGAAAUCCCAACUUCGGGGGCUUCGGGUUCGGUGCCGGUAACUUGGUGGCUACAGGUGCCGUCGGCCCGGUAGGCCAAGCAGCCGCGUUCGCGCCGCUCACCGCCGACAUAUCGGGUGACUACUCUUCGUACGUGCAACAAUCGGCCGCUGCGUCCCAGCAGAACAACGCCUACAAGGACUACUCUAAGAAUUUGAUGGACGCCAUGAAGACGACGUACCAAAGACGAUGAAAUCGUCGUCGAAAAAUCACGUGCGAUCACGUCACAGUUAACAUUGUCAUCAUUAGGUACCUAUGGUUGAUGCACUAAUCCCCUGCAGCCUCCAUCCAUCAACAUUUGCAAAACUUGAAUACCCAUUACUCGCAUUAUGUUAUAUAAAUACCUUAUCCUGUUAUAAAAGACAUCAUCCAACACGUUCAUAACAAAUCGCACUACUUUAAUAACAUUUUGUUUCCUACAUUAGCGGUCUAAUAUAUUAUAUUUUUCUUCCAAAAUAACCUUCAGCUUCCGAAUGAUUUCCUAAACUGAUGAUUUAUUUUUCGUAUUUCCAUUUAAUUUCAAAAAGUACAUACCAGUUAAAGGUAAUUAUACCUACUACUUAGAGCCAAUUAAGAUUCGAAAACUCGCUUUUUGGCUCAAUGAUGGUCGAUGGGUAUUCUUAAAAUAACUUUACAACAUCUUACUCACCUUACUUUUGAUAGUUAGGUAUAUUAUCAUACGUUAUAAUAUUAAUGAAUUCCAAAGUAUUAAACUUUGACUUGGUUUAUUUUUCCAAGUAACAGAAAAAAAUAGGUAGUUAUACCUAAUAAAAAUACUGUGGCAUGAUUUACCUAUACUUAUUUAAGCAAAAUAACUACGCCAUACGCAUAGGUAUAUAUAUGUACUUAUAUACCUAAUCUGAUAAAUGAUUAAUAAUGACAUCAGUUUAGAGCGCAAGAUCGAAAUAUUAGAUUCUUUUUUUCAAAUGUACCAUUCCUCUCACACGCCCUCAUUAAUGAAACUCAUUUGCAUCGACACUUUACUUAAUUAAUCGUUUUACAUAAUAAUAUUAAUAAGUAGGAAUAUUAAAAUAGGUUAGCGCCUACACAUUUAUAAAUCAUGAAAUAUUUUAUUUAUAUUCUUGGGUAGUGGGUAGAUACAUUUGUUCUUUUAUUUAUUAUUAUUUCAUAAGUCUUAUACAAUAAUUUAUUGAUAAUGGACAGUGGUAAUAUUUUGACUAAGUCUACAACAAUAGCUUUAAAACGUGUUGUGUCUUAUUAUUGUAAUUAAAAUUGUAUUAUCUAUUUUUCGUUUAUAAAAUAAAAUUGUGUGAAGACCAAUCAUCAAUUCCCACCUCGAGCCUAUACAUACCUACGUAAUACACGUAGGUUUCCGGCUAAAUUCAAACCUAGAUAUUAGAUAGAUGGUACGCCGUUUGGAUAUGUUAAAAGACACACCACGUUAUAUAUAUUCCUUAAACCACUACAUAAGUACAUAAUAUAGUUGAUGAUAUGUUUUUUCAUUUUAAGUUGAAUUAUAAUUUAUAGAAUAUCAUAUAUAUUAUACCAUUACAAA
Messenger RNA from Aphis gossypii (cotton aphid), 5650 nucleotides. RefSeq lists its product as uncharacterized. NCBI's taxonomy places the organism in Eukaryota, Metazoa, Arthropoda, Insecta, Hemiptera, Aphididae. The coding region runs from base 3443 to 4327 and encodes 294 amino acids. The record is from RefSeq and is a predicted model, not a curated record. The transcript is spliced from 3 exons.